Procambarus clarkii (red swamp crayfish) is the source of this 16234-nucleotide messenger RNA. The record is from RefSeq and is a predicted model, not a curated record. NCBI's taxonomy places the organism in Eukaryota, Metazoa, Arthropoda, Malacostraca, Decapoda, Cambaridae.
CUGGGGGGUCGUCGUUAGUGCAGACAACAGUUCUCAGCUCCUCAAUGUCUUCGACCAUUUAACAGGCUCAUCUAGGCCUUCCUGGCUCUCUCUCUUGUCUAAUUUAGUCGUCAAGAUCUGAUCUCUUUGCUGUUUCCAUGGUUUCUCUCACCUCCUUUGUGUCUCUUAUUUGAAUGGAACAUUUCGCCUCUGAGAGUUCAAACUCCCUGAACGAAUGAAUAUGAUUGUGAACGAAAUUCUUUACGCUUCUGAGCGAUCGAACGUAGCACUUCCGGAAUCCUGUGAAGGCGGUUAAAAGUUUAUGCAGCGAGACAUUCCGGUGGAGAGUGAGAAGGCGGCAUGUUCCCAGCGAGACGGGAGCGGCGCCCGGCCGCGCCUCUCUAAGGCUCUGCGUCAGAAUUUGCGGUCUGGGAGCGAACGACUUAAAGAGUACCGCUAUUUCCUUAAUUGUUGUUCCUCCGGGCCGUGUAGUAUCUCCCGAAACGCGUUCUUACCCCGAAAUUUUGUGUAUUAGAGUAUCGACAUAUAGAUAAGGAGACUUUGAUAUAGAUAUAAGGCGGUAUAAUACUACGACGGAAGCGCAAAGUGAUCAAUCUGGAAGUGGCGAUAAAGAGGCAGGGACGCCGCGCCCACAAUGCUGUAGCAGCGCGCCGGCGGCACAAAGUUAUCGACUACACCACCACCACUGCUACCGCCGCCAACACCGCCUUCGCCGCCACCACCACCACCAUCACGCACACCACCACCACCACCACCACCGCCACCACCGCCAGCAGUCUCCGUCCGGAGCCCCCGCCAUCCUCCACCGCCCUAUACCGUGCUGGGCGCGGUCUGGUAGCAUCCUCCAAGAACCACCAGGAUGCUGUCAUCCUGCUGGUUCAGCGCGCCCUUCACGGGAUGCUUCGCCACUGCCAUCAAAGGCGGUGUUGGCAGCGGUAUGCAGGAGAGCGGCGACGGCGAACCACGAGUCCGCGUUAGUCAGUCGGAGGAACGCAGCCGCCGCUUCCUACAACCGUCACACCGCAGUCGUUCCGAGGGGCCCCUAGGCAGAGACCUAGAUGAUGAUAGUUUUCUUGUAUCAGAGUACAAGACCCAAUUCGCCUGGGUCAGGAGGACUCCCUCCGCCAGGGGCCCUGAGGCCGCCCCCCUCCUCGAGGUGGAAAAGCCGCCGCAGUCAACCAAGAAUCAGGUGAACGCCAACGGUGUAGCCGGAGGAGCGUCCGGAGGCGCAGGAGGAGGUGCCGUACCCGCCAGUGACCCGCAGCCUGCCGCCGAGCACCAGCUGCCACGUACGCCGCGUAAGUCCAAGUCGAUGGGUCGCAUUCACGGUGGAGGAUCUGGGCCGGAGGUAGGAGAAGGGGCAGCUGGUGGUCCUGAGGCAGCCGGCAGCACUCAGCAGCAGCAGCAGCAGGGUGGUGGCGGCAACCAGGAGGGAAAGCACGAUCAGGCACCAACACGCACGGACGCUGCGGGAACAACUCCGGCCUGGCACCCGGGGCACCGCCGCACACCUUCUGACGGAGUAGCAUGGCGACACUCCAAAGGGCUUGAGGCAGACCGUAUUAUUGGUGGUGAAAUGUUGGGAUCAGGUGAAGAAGAUAAACUUUACAAAAGGGCCUAUAAAUCUGAGUAUCGCAAGAAGUUCCGUCCAUUCUCACAAUACCAAUAUGUGGAUGGCAGAUUCCAUAAGGUGAAAACUGAUGAGGCUACAGCAGCAGCAGGAACCAGUGAGUCACCAAAUAAUUGGUACAAGGAGGUUAUUGAGCUUCGUCGCCAGGCUGGGCAAUAUCGGGCGAGGCACGAUAUUGGUGACGUGUGGCGGACAGUGCAGCAUCGAGGUUGGGGUGUAGAGACUGCAUCUGAACGCUUGGCAGAAAUUUAUAGCAAGCAGGCAGAACUGUGGGAGCAGGUAUCUCGUCGAUCAUCCCUCCAGGCUCUCUCUCUCGCAUCGGCUUCCCCAAGCAGGCCGAUCAGCAAGGCAGAGAAGGAGAUUGAAAAUUCUCGAAGAUCGUCCCCAAUCAAGCAUAGCAAAUCCUCACGUGAACGUCCCAGUACUGCACCGCCCAAGCCAAAACCUGCUGCUGUGCAUACACAAAAACCAUCAGACAAGACGGAUGGGAAGACUUCCAAGGAAUCAACGCCACGUCACCACUAUGAACGAACUACAGGAACUACAGAGGAGGGUCUUUUGAUCACUUCGCCAUCACGUGACAAGCUCGAACCAUUCAUCCCCGAUGAUUGGUCCUCCCGCCGUUCAUCAAGAAGGACUCCACCAAUCACAAGCCCUAUGAAAGAUGGCCCAAGCAGACGAAGGUCGUACCGAGCCUCUUCCGCAGCAAGACCUCCCCCAACCAAGGACUGUAGGUCCUCUGUAGGGGGUCGGUCUGUCAGUGUUGGUCCUGAAAAUCGGUCUCCCAAGCGAACAUCCCGCCCACCAUCUACCCAUGCAACAGCUCCCGCAACCAAACCUGAGCGACGUCCACGACCUACGUCCCUCUCCACUAGUGCUCGUCGCAAGGGUACAGAUGCUUUGCCCCACCGCCCCUCCUCCCAUGAUGAGGGUAGAGAGCCUAAGAAAGCCUCUAAAGCUAAGCCUCAUGACCCCACUGCUUCGCCUAAGAAGGGUGAGGACAAGAGCAAAGUGGAGAAAAAACAUAUUAGUGAAGAAACUGACUCUAAGAAAGAUAAAGAAAAGGAAAUCCUACCCAAAGAUGGGCCCAAGGAUAUCCUGAAGGAUAUUGCACCAAAGGAUGGUUCCAAAGAGCCCGUGGAAGCUGUCAAGGAAUCUACUGCCAGGAAGUCCACUCCAGAGCCUCGAUUUGACCCAGAGAAGUAUGAACCUGUGGUAAAAACACCACCUGAACCUACUCGGGUCAAGUCACCUGAUCAGGUUGGUAAAUGGGUUAUGGUUAAAAGCCCAGAUCCAGUAAAUUGGACAGUUCCUCUAGACACUGGCAAGACCUUUACUGUGACGCACAAUAUUCCUGAAGGUGAAUCGGCACGUGGAACUCCUUCAUCUGAAUAUCGCCAUGUGCUGGAAUCCCGCACUCGACAAACGCCCGAACCUACUAAGAUAAGCCAGGGAUCCCUUGCUGGCACACCUGUAUCCUCCAUUGCCUCUGAAGCAAAGUCUCAUUCUCAGGAGCAACCUAAGCCUACCACUGCCACAAUUGUAGAUUCUAAGGUUGAUGAAAAGUCUCUUGAAAAAAAAACAGAGCCUAAACCAGUUGAAGCUAAGCCCCAAGAAUCUAAGAUUUCUGAAACCAAGAUUCCUGAGGGAAAAUCCUUAGAUGGUGAUAGUUUUAGUUCUAAAUUAGAUGCCAAAGCUAAUACUAAACCUUAUGAAAUCAUGAAAGAUACAAAAUUAGCUGAAGUUAAGGAAGAGCCAAAACCAACUGAUUCAAAAGAGUUAGAGACAAACCUAUUAGAUGCUAAGGUACAAGAAACAAGACCUUUUGAAUCCCUAGUAUCAGAGCCAAAAUCAAGUUUUUCUAUGUUAUCGGAACCAAAGGCAUCUGAAAUUAAGGCUCCCGAGCCCCCAAAAUCAGACCCAGUUGCUGAAAUCAAGAAGUCCGAUAAUUUUGAACCUAAACCCUUCCAGUCUCAGCCCCUACAGCAGCAGCAGCAGCAGCAGGUUCCUAGCAGCACACCUGCACCCACACAGGCUUCACCCAUGGACAUUGUCCCUCCUUCAGGUAUUUCUUCUUGGGAUGGCUCUUAUGACACAACUUCUGAUGCAGAUUCAUCCUCUGUUCUUACUACCUCUGAUUUCCAAGAUGGGUCUGCAUCUCUGCAUGCACGCAAAUCUUUUAAUUCUCUUGAAUCUGUUUCACAUGAAAAUUAUUCUCCAAUUAUUUCGGAUCCUUUUUACAAGAAUGAUGCUGACACUUUUUUCCAGUCACCUGUGCAUGAUGAUAAUGGUGAUGCUCAUUCUUCAUUAUCGCUUACUGAAAAUGAUUCAGCUGUUCAUUCACCAUCAUCACUACAUGAAGAUACUACUACUACUGCUUCUUCUUCUUCUUCUUCUUCUUCUUCUGUGAAUGGGGAUGCUCAUUCCUCAUCUCUGCAUGAUUAUAUUCAUUCCCCAUCUUCUCUGCAUGAUGGUAAUCAUUCCAUGUCAUCUCUGCAUGAUAUAAAUUCUUCAUCUUCUCCCCACGAUGAUGAUUCCUCUCCAUCUUCUUUGAAUGAUACUCAUUCCUUAUCAUCUAUGCAUGAUAGUGCUCAUUCCCCAUCUUCCAUGCAUGAUAGUGCUCAUUCGCCAUCUUCCAUGCAUGAUAGUGCUCAUUCGCCAUCUUCCAUGCAUGAUAGUGCUCAUUCCCCAUCUUCCAUGCAAGACAAUGAGUAUUCUCCAUCUUCUCUAAAUGAUACAAGCUUAACUUCUCAAGAUGGUAUUUCAACUUCAUCUUCCUUACAUGAGGAUAUUCAUUCUUCAUCUUCUCUACAACAGGAUGUUCAAGAAAAUAGUCAAUUUCCAUCUGUAUUUACAGAUACCCACUCUUCAUCUUUAAAUGAAAAGGAUUAUUCCCAAUCUCACCAUGGAAUAAACUUCAAAUCUAUUGACAAAGAGGUCCAGUCUCCAUAUGCAAAUGAAGAUAUAAUUUUCUCAUCUGUAUAUGAAAAGAGCCUUUAUGAACGUGAAGAGGCCCCCAAUUCUCCAACUGUACAUGAUGUACUUCAAUUCCCAGGUGAGCAGGAAGAGCAUUAUUCUUCUGCAUCUGUACACAAAGAAAUCCAUUCCUACUCACUACAUGAAGAGAUCCAUACUCCAUCUGUAAAUGAAGAGAUCCAUACUCCAUCUGUAAAUGAAGAGAUCCAUACUCCGUCUGUAAAUGAAGAGGUAAUUUUCUUGUCUGUACACGAGGAGGACCAAUCCCUAGCCACACAAAAACUCCAUUUCUCAUCUGUAAAUGAAGAGGCAAUUCUCCCAUCUAUGCAAGAUGAGGACCAGUCUCCAUCCACACACAAAGUCCAUUCACCAUCACUAAAUGAAGAGAUAAUUUUCCUGGCUGUACAUGAAGAGAACCAGUCACCAUCUGUACAAGAAGUUAAAUUUACAUUAGUAAAUGAAGAUAACAUUUUCCCAUCUUCACAAGAAGAGCUCCAUUCUUCAUCCAUAAACGAGUCCUGUUUCCCAUCUGUUCAUGAAAAUGUUCAAUUCUCAUCUGUAAAUGAGGAGGUCAGUUCUCCAACUGUAAAUGAGGAGGUCAGUUCUCCAACUGUAAAUGAGGAGGUCAGUUUUCCAUCUGUAAAUGUGGUCAGUUCUCCAUCUGUAAAUGAGGUCAGUUCUUUAUAUGCAAAUGAAGAUGUUUAUUUCCAACCUGAACUUAAGCAUGUUCACUCCCAGCUUCAACAGGUAUACAACCAAUCUACACAUGGAGAAAUGUAUUGCUCAUCUGAACAGGAGAUCCCUGCCUCACAGGAACAUGAAGAGGUUCCUGCCUCAACUGAAGAUGAAGAGGAGCUUUCCUCACUUGAAUGUGAAGAGGUCCAUGCCUCACUUGAACGUGAAGAGGUCCCUGCCUCAUACAAAUGUGAAGAAGUCCCUGUCUCACUUGAGCAUGAAGAGGUUCCUGUCUCAUUAGAGCACGAAGAGGUCCCUGCCACAGUUGAACAUGAAGAGGUCCUUGCCUCUCUUGAACACAAAGAGAGCUUUGCCCCACUUGAAUACGAAGAGGUCCCUGCCUCACUUGAACACGAAGAGGUCUCUGCUUCAUUUGAACACGAAGAGAUCUCUGCCCCACUUGAACAUGAAGAGGUCCCUGCCCCACUUGAACACGAAGAGGGCUUUGCCUCACUUGAACACGAAGAGGUCUUUGCCCCACUUCAACAUGAAGAAGUCCCUGCCCCACUUGAACACGAAGAGGUCUCUGCCUCACUUGAACACGAAGAGGUCUCUGCCUCACUUGAACACGAAGAGGUCUCUGCCUCACUUGAACACGAAGAGGUCUCUGCCUCACUUGAACACAAAGAGGUCUCUGCCUCACUUGAACACGAAGAGGUCUCUGCCUCACUUGAACACGAAGAGGUCUCUGCCUCACUUGAACACAAAGAGGUCUCUGCCUCACUUGAACACGAAGAGGUCUCUGCCUCACUUGAACACGAAGAGGUCUCUGCCUCACUUGAACACGAAGAGGUCCCUGCCUCACUUGAACACAAAGAGGUCUUUGCCUCACAUGAACAUGAAGAGGUCCCUGCCUCACUUGAACACAAAGAGGUAUCUGUCUCACUUGAACACAAAGAGAUCUUUGCCUCACUUGAACAUGAAGAGGUCCUUGCCUCACUUGAACACAAAGAGGUCUUUGCCUCACAUGAACAUGAAGAGGUCCCUGCCUCACUUGAACACGAAGAGGUCUCUGCCUCACUUGAACACAAAGAGGUCUCUGCCCCACUUGAACACGAAGAGGUCUCUGCCCCACUUGAACAUGAAGAGGUCUUUACCCCACUUAAACAUGAAGAGAUCUUUGCCCCACUUGAGCAUGAAGAGGUCCCUGCCUCAACUGAACAUGAAGAUAGAGAUUCCUCAACUGAACAUGAGAGGCAGUGUUCUCUGUCUGUACACGAAAAGCUCCAUACCCAGUCCCCUUAUGUACAUGAAGAAGAGGCUCAUUCCACAAUUUUGCAGGCAGAGGAUAUCCACUCAGCAUCAACACUACACAAGGAUGCAUAUUCAACAACUGUCCAUGAGGAUAUUCACUCUCAAUCAUCUCAUUAUUAUAAUGUCCCUUCCAUGGCUCCACAUGAUGUGCUUAAUAUGUCUUCUGAUUAUGGAGAUACCCUAGCAUCAUCUACACCUAAGGAUACUCUUUUCCAACUUAAUACAGUUGAAGAACAAUCCUUAUCUCUACAGGAGGAUCAUUCCCAAUCCUCACAGGAGGGAAUCACUCUACCACUGUCAUUGUCAAAGAAUGCCCAUUUCCCACAUGCGCAUGAAGAGGCUCAUAGUCCUUCUGAACAUGAGGAUGUGUAUUCCCCAACCAAUUCUGAAAGUGCAUUCUCUCCAUUUUCCUAUCAUGAUAGUAAUCAUUCACCACCUCUUCAUGAGAAUGAUUCAAUCUUCAAUUACCCAGGUUCUACCCAAGAAAAUGAUUCCAAUGAUAAUUCACUAUCCUCUAUUGUAGAGAAAGACUCCAUCGAAUAUUCAACACCACAUGUCAAUAGGUAUCCAUCAUCUCUGCAAGAUGACGUUGAGCCAUCUAUAUUAUCUUAUAAUGAUCAUUCUACCUUAGCAACUGAGCUUGUGGACCCCAAAUUUCAGAAUGAAAGUGAAAACAUUAAUCUACCAUCAUAUCUUACACAUGAGAAAGAUUCAAACACUCAAGAAUUUGAUUCACUUAGAGAGAAUGAAUUGCAUGUGGAAGAAGUUAAACAUGAUUCAUUUCUUACAGAAUCUCUUCCUGAGGUUAGACCAACUUACAUAUCAGAAAGUGUGCCAGAAAAUAGUGCUGAAUCUUUUGGCAGUGAUUUUGUAGUAAUAGAGGAAUUAUCUGAUGUGAAUGAACUAAAGCUUUCAGAAGUACUGAAAGUUGAUGAGGUUGAAGAGCAAGAUUUUGAGUCAUACCCUCUUAAAUUCAAACCAGAAAACAUGUCGGAAUUUGCAUUGUCAGAUAAUAAAUUUGAAGAACUUUCAGAACCUCGAAUAAACUCAACAGCUAUAAUUUCUCAAGAACCAAAUUUGAAAGAGAGCUCUCUGUCUCCGAUAGUUGAUAUGCACACAGAACUGACAUCUCUUGAUAAAUUCAGUAAAGAAAAAUCUAACAUGUAUCAGAAUUAUUCUACGUUAUCGGGAAUUGAAGAGGAUCUAGAAAAGCCUUCAAAUUCUUUUUCUUCUGAUUUGAAGUCAAAUGAAUUAGCUCUAAAUUCACUAGAGUCUAAUGUUGAUGCUCUAAAAUUUGACAAUAUUUCAGAAUUUCCAGUUGCUAAUAAGGGAGUAGUAGUUUCUGUGAUAUCCUCUGUGUCUGAGAGUGAACCUAUGAAUCAGCUCAUCUCAAAUUUAGAGACAGAACCAGAAAACAUGGAAAAGUCUGUGAUUGAGCUACAAUAUGAGAGCACCACAAAGUAUCCUGUAAUAAAGGAAAGUUCUAAAGACUUGGAAUCUUUUAUGGAAGAAGAGCAGCAAGCGAUGGAGCCUGAAUCAUUUACAUUGGACAGGGACCAAAAUAACGUUGCUCAAUCUCCACACUAUAAUAACUUGAUAGGUAUGGACAGUGAGGCGAGAACUUUUCGCUCAAAAAUUGCAGAUGAAUUUAGCAAUUCCGAAGAAGAGCAUCAUUACGAUACAGAAGUGGAACUGUCCAUUAAAGGUUAUGAUCCCUUAUCACACUUUACAUCAGAUUUCACUAUGCAGAAACCAAAGGAAAAUCUUGUUGUUCUUCCAUUGUCAAAUGAAAUACUAAAUGAUGCAGUUUUUUCCAUUUCGAAUAUUAAUCAAGAAAGUCCUACAAAUGAGCUUCAUACAGAGUACAUUGAAAUAGAGGCACCUAUAUCCUCGCCUGAAAUGCUAGAAGAAAAGAAGACCUUUGAAUUUAACGAAGUUGAAACUGAAUCAGAUGAUGGCCAUAUGCUGACUUUACUUCAUCACAGACCGGAAAAUCCAGAAGGAUCAUUCGUUUUUGAAAAUGAAACUGAUAGUGCUGUAGAUUUUGUACUUUCAGGGGACAGAGAAAACAAAGAAACUGAUUCAUUGAAAACUCAAGAUUCAGAAAACUAUUUUGGCAAAGAGAGAGAACCUUUAGAAUUUGAAGGGGAGCAUAGAAAUGUGAGUUCUCAAAAAAUUGAGAAUGACUUGGAAAAUUAUGUAGGAAGUACUCCAGGACAUCAUCUUAUGAGUCUACCAAAGAAUCAAUAUGAUAGUCUGGAGUCUCAGAGUGAAUCUGUAAAUUCAGAAUUGUUAUAUUCUUCAACAGAACCAAAAACUGUUGACAACACCUUUAACUAUGACAGUAUCCCAGAUGAUGAUUCAUCGUUAUUUCCCACAAAACUUGCAUCUGCUCAGGCUUUUGAAUUUGAUGGCCAUUUGAAAGCUGAAGAUCUUAAAAACAACUUGGAUCUUCUCGAAGAAGGGAAUCCCUCAUCUUUUUCUAGAUCAUCAUCAUUAUCAUCAAACAAAACCUUUGAGCACAUUUUAACUGAGAGUCAUUUUAAGAGUCAUCAAGAUGCCUCCGACUCUUUAAGUGAACCAGAGCUCAAAGGAUAUAAUCCAUUUACGGACAAUGUUGAUGAUGACAUCGCAGUAAUUCCAGGGUCUGCUGUUUCGCAUAUCUCCUCAAGUACUUUUCCAGUAGAGCCUGUUGAAUUAGUAGCUCAAAUGAGAAGUCCUACAUUAUCUCCCAUCAGUGUUCAUGCAACAAGUGAGUCAGACUUUCAUGUCUUUGAAUUUGGAGAGAUAAAUGAGAAUAAUUCCCAUUAUAAAAAUGAUGAGUCAGAAAAUCUUUCUGAUUUUCAAGGAAGUGAUGCUGGCUCUCCAACAUAUAAAAAUAAAGUUAAAUCAACCGAGGUCGCUUUGUAUGGUAUGCAGUUUGAUGCAGUUGAAAAGAAUAGCACAUCAGAGAGACUUUCAGAUGCUAUGAUGUUUGAUAUUGAACCAGAUAUGCAUGAUAGGUUACAUGACAUGCCUGAUCAAAUUCAGAAUUUAUCAGAUUCAUCAACAUUUGAAGGAAAUACCCUCACUGUAGAAACAAAUAAUUACAAGGAUACACAAAAUGCAGACACUGACUUUCCUUUCGCAUCACAAAGCAGUUUUCAGGACAGUUAUCAAGUGAAGAUUACAGGUCCUUCACUGUUUGAGAAUACCUCUCAAUUUCCCGGUGAACCUAUCCAAACGGAAAGAACCUCGCUGUCUUUCAAACAAUUUUCUUUUCCCGAGAGUAAAUCCGAGGUAACUGUUGCGCCAUUUCAUCAUGAUAGUUUAAAAUCACAGACUGAUGCUGCAAGUUCUAAGACUGAAAGAACUAAGUUUUACAAGCUCAAUGAGGAGAGCAGCAGUAAUCUCCUAAAUUACAAUACUCCAGGAGUUAAUGGAGGAGUGUUAAACAGGAGCAACAACCCUUUUGAUAUUGAUUAUGUUAAUGAGAGCAAUUUACUUGAACAAAAUGUUUCUGAAAAUAGUGGACUAGUUUUUUCUACCGAGACUACUAAUGGUCUCCAUUCUGUAAAUGGUGCAUCUAUAGAUAAGUUAAAUAGUCCUCAAACUGUCAAUGGCAUGAAUUCUCAACUUUCCAAUUCUUCAGUUCUGUGUGCGGUUGACUGUAUGACAAUGUCCAUGUUUGGCUCCCUCAAUGGUAUGAAUGGCAAGAGCUCAGGAACACCAUCUCCUACCAAGCCCGAAGUGCCCCUUCCGUCUUCUGAUCCAGUCAAAGAUGUGUGUGCUCCUGAAUCAAAGCCCGCCACUGUCCGUAACGUCCCUGGCACUAAUCUAAGGUGCCUUGAUGAUCCUUCUUUUAUGUUUGACCAGCCCUCCAUACCUGUUACUAAUUCUCCUAAAUCCGGCACAUACAAGGUUCUUGAAGCUCCAAAGGAGCCUCAGCAGUUAAAGAGUGGAGGUUAUCAUGUGUUAGAAGCCCCAGAAGCACCAUCAGAUAUCAAGGAUCUUCCUGACCAGUCUCCCACAAAACCAGAGGCUCCAAUCAAACCAUCACCAUAUAGGGUUCUUGAAGCGCCUAUUGAUCCUCCUUCAAGGCCAAAAGGCUCACCAUAUCGUGUACUCGAGGCACCUGAUGCCCCUUACUACCCUCAGUCCCAAACCGUUGGUGAAGUUCAGGAGUCAAAGCCUCCAUCUCUUGUUUCUCCGUCUUCCGGUAGGACGCUUCAUACAGAGUACAUUGAAAUAGAGGCACCUAUAUCCUCGCCUGAAAUGCUAGAAGAAAAGAAGACCUUUGAAUUUAACGAAGUUGAAACUGAAUCAGAUGAUGGCCAUAUGCUGACUUUACUUCAUCACAGACCGGAAAAUCCAGAAGGAUCAUUCGUUUUUGAAAAUGAAACUGAUAGUGCUGUAGAUUUUGUACUUUCAGGGGACAGAGAAAACAAAGAAACUGAUUCAUUGAAAACUCAAGAUUCAGAAAACUAUUUUGGCAAAGAGAGAGAACCUUUAGAAUUUGAAGGGGAGCAUAGAAAUGUGAGUUCUCAAAAAAUUGAGAAUGACUUGGAAAAUUAUGUAGGAAGUACUCCAGGACAUCAUCUUAUGAGUCUACCAAAGAAUCAAUAUGAUAGUCUGGAGUCUCAGAGUGAAUCUGUAAAUUCAGAAUUGUUAUAUUCUUCAACAGAACCAAAAACUGUUGACAACACCUUUAACUAUGACAGUAUCCCAGAUGAUGAUUCAUCGUUAUUUCCCACAAAACUUGCAUCUGCUCAGGCUUUUGAAUUUGAUGGCCAUUUGAAAGCUGAAGAUCUUAAAAACAACUUGGAUCUUCUCGAAGAAGGGAAUCCCUCAUCUUUUUCUAGAUCAUCAUCAUUAUCAUCAAACAAAACCUUUGAGCACAUUUUAACUGAGAGUCAUUUUAAGAGUCAUCAAGAUGCCUCCGACUCUUUAAGUGAACCAGAGCUCAAAGGAUAUAAUCCAUUUACGGACAAUGUUGAUGAUGACAUCGCAGUAAUUCCAGGGUCUGCUGUUUCGCAUAUCUCCUCAAGUACUUUUCCAGUAGAGCCUGUUGAAUUAGUAGCUCAAAUGAGAAGUCCUACAUUAUCUCCCAUCAGUGUUCAUGCAACAAGUGAGUCAGACUUUCAUGUCUUUGAAUUUGGAGAGAUAAAUGAGAAUAAUUCCCAUUAUAAAAAUGAUGAGUCAGAAAAUCUUUCUGAUUUUCAAGGAAGUGAUGCUGGCUCUCCAACAUAUAAAAAUAAAGUUAAAUCAACCGAGGUCGCUUUGUAUGGUAUGCAGUUUGAUGCAGUUGAAAAGAAUAGCCCAUCAGAGAGACUUUCAGAUGCUAUGAUGUUUGAUAUUGAACCAGAUAUGCAUGAUAGGUUACAUGACAUGCCUGAUCAAAUUCAGAAUUUAUCAGAUUCAUCAACAUUUGAAGGAAAUACCCUCACUGUAGAAACAAAUAAUUACAAGGAUACACAAAAUGCAGACACUGACUUUCCUUUCGCAUCACAAAGCAGUUUUCAGGACAGUUAUCAAGUGAAGAUUACAGGUCCUUCACUGUUUGAGAAUACCUCUCAAUUUCCCGGUGAACCUAUCCAAACGGAAAGAACCUCGCUGUCUUUCAAACAAUUUUCUUUUCCCGAGAGUAAAUCCGAGGUAACUGUUGCGCCAUUUCAUCAUGAUAGUUUAAAAUCACAGACUGAUGCUGCAAGUUCUAAGACUGAAAGAACUAAGUUUUACAAGCUCAAUGAGGAGAGCAGCAGUAAUCUCCUAAAUUACAAUACUCCAGGAGUUAAUGGAGGAGUGUUAAACAGGAGCAACAACCCUUUUGAUAUUGAUUAUGUUAAUGAGAGCAAUUUACUUGAACAAAAUGUUUCUGAAAAUAGUGGACUAGUUUUUUCUACCGAGACUACUAAUGGUCUCCAUUCUGUAAAUGGUACAUCUAUAGAUAAGUUAAAUAGUCCUCAAACUGUCAAUGGCAUGAAUUCUCAACUUUCCAAUUCUUCAGUUCUGUAAAUGCAUUAGAUUCUGAGGCACACUUUUAUGAGUAGAGAAUAUAUUUAGUUUGCACAUUUCAACUUUUCUGGAUUUUCUUAAUUUUGGGUAAAAUAGAUUUUGAAGGGUUAUUUUGGUAACUUAAGCACUUUUCUGUAUUUCUAAUUGCACUUUUCAUAUACUGUAACUAGAUCUGACUGCAUGGGUGGUGGUUCUUACAGGUGCGGUUGACUGUAUGACAAUGUCCAUGUUUGGCUCCCUCAAUGGUAUGAAUGGCAAGAGCUCAGGAACACCAUCUCCUACCAAGCCCGAAGUGCCCCUUCCGUCUUCUGAUCCAGUCAAAGAUGUGUGUGCUCCUGAAUCAAAGCCCGCCACUGUCCGUAACGUCCCUGGCACUAAUCUAAGGUGCCUUGAUGAUCCUUCUUUUAUGUUUGACCAGCCCUCCAUACCUGUUACUAAUUCUCCUAAAUCCGGCACAUACAAGGUUCUUGAAGCUCCAAAGGAGCCUCAGCAGUUAAAGAGUGGAGGUUAUCAUGUGUUAGAAGCCCCAGAAGCACCAUCAGAUAUCAAGGAUCUUCCUGACCAGUCUCCCACAAAACCAGAGGCUCCAAUCAAACCAUCACCAUAUAGGGUUCUUGAAGCGCCUAUUGAUCCUCCUUCAAGGCCAAAAGGCUCACCAUAUCGUGUACUCGAGGCACCUGAUGCCCCUUACUACCCUCAGUCCCAAACCGUUGGUGAAGUUCAGGAGUCAAAGCCUCCAUCUCUUGUUUCUCCGUCUUCCGGUAGGACGGUAUCUGAUGCACUUGAUAAAGCUCGCACUCGUUUUGAUUCCUUUUGGGGGGGACCAAAAGAUAAAGAUCCCCCAAGCAAAGUCUAGGUGCCCAAAUUCCUUAGCCAUGUUCUAAUUACAAUUGAGGUAUUCAUGAAGAUGGAUUGCUCUUUAUCCAAAUACUAAGUUAACGACAAUAGUAUCUAUUUUGUGGUGCGUCUUCAUGGGUAUUUUAAAACUCAAGGAUGAGCUGUUAGGACAAUUUCUUGCGAAUUUUGAUGAUACAAGUUACUGCCAACAUUAAUGGUCCCACGUUCGUUGUGAGAUCAUACAUAACAGCACAUCUGAGAUAUAAUCUAUUGAGAAAACCCACAGGUUGUCAAUUCAGCCAGAUGUUUAAUCGCAAUACUCAUACUAUUUUUGUUAGUUGUCAUUAGAUGCUAUUUAACUCUUUCCGGACUUUACUCAAGGCUACGCAGUAUAGUAUUUCCUGUGGGUUUUUCUUAUACGAAGCACUUGCUAGUAGGCUAAGAAUGUGAGAUUGUUUAUAACAUGAACUAUAAGGUACACUUUAGUUUCUAUGUUUAGCUUUUAUUGAAAAUGUGAGAAUGAGAGGCAAGCCAGAGUUAUGAUGUUUGCAGGGAAUGCCAAGUCAGACCAGAGAUUCACAUAUCUCCAUGAUUGUUGAAUGUUGUCAUUAUUCAGAUGACCCCCUCGCCAUCAUCCCGAUCUAUAUUGCUACACUUAUUACAACACCCCACAGUGUUUGUGUGUGUGUGUGUGUGUGUUUGCCCUACAGUCAAAUUGUUUUUGUUUAUGAAUAUUUGCCAUGAAAGCUUAUGAUAAUAAACAUACACAAAUAUAAUUGUAUUAAUAUGAACACUGAACUGUAUAACACAUUGGUUCUGACAGGCAUUGUUUCUGUUUCAUGCUUCACAUGGUGAAAUUUACGUUAAGAAAUGCUUCACAGUGCUCGUGAAGAAAUUAAAAUGUUACAUUGUUUAAUAAGUUGUUUAGAUACAAAUUUGUAAUUUUUAAAAAUAUACAUAAAAUUUAAAAAAAAUCUUACAGUGCUAUAAGCAUGUGUAGGGGAAUUUCAGAUUAUUUAAAAUAUAAGAACAAUAUUUGAUGAUUCAUAUAAAUUACUGUUCAUUACCUAAUCUUAGUUACCAUUGGUUAGGAUUCUAUAAGAAAACAAUAGGGGAGCUAUAAUUGAUGAUCUAAUGGGUUUGAAGAUGACCACUUGCAUAUCUAAAUGGAAAUCAAUUCCCUGAUAUCCAAUGAUGGAACUCUUUACUAGACUUAGCAUAAGUAUGUACUGACAAGCAGGAACUUCGGUCAAACUUGGCAUUUCAUCCCAGCCUUAAUUCUUAUGCCUAUAUGCGAUUUGUUAGGAAUCUUGAGGUAGCGAGCCUUGGAUCUCAUUUGUAAGUCAUCAUAUAGGGAAACAAUGGUGCAGUAUUCAAGUUAUAAAUAAAAUCCUAAUUAUUCAGUCUGUCAUACUCUGCCAAUGCAUAUAUUAAAUUUUUUUUUUUAGAUAACAUACAUAAUUUAUUUUUCUCAAAAUCAUACCAAAGAUAAGUAUUGCAAAAUAUUCCGUGUUAAGGUGAUACAUGAACUCUUAAGUUGUUCCCCCCCUCUGAAAACUGCCAAUGGUUUGAGCAUAUAGUUUUGAAUGGUAAAGCUGUUUAUAUUGUUAUAAUUAGUAUAGUGUUGGCUAAUCAUUGUACUGGGCUGAUCGGUCUCUGGCAAAGUUCACCAUUACUCUUUAUGUCCCAUGGUGAGGAUUACUUAAGCUAUGAAUUUCAUUAUAGCUUAUUUUUAUAUUAUUUUUUAGGUUUCCUUGUAGUCUUCUUACAUUACAUUCCAAAACUAUAAAAAAAUAUUUUAUAGCUAAGUUAUAACAUUAAAUAUUUAAAUUUCUUAAAUAUUUUUAUAUUGUGUUCAGGUCAGCAACAUUGAUUUUUUAGGUUAACUUCUAAAUAUAGUUGAUUUUAUUUCAAAUUAUUAUGAUUAUAAUUCUAAACCUUAGUGCCAAGAAUGUCAAAAUUGCUGAUCUAUGACAUUAGCUGUGAUUUUUUAUGUCCUCAUUUUCUCUGAAGGUGAAAGGGCUCUCAGCUUUUUGGAAAUCCCAAUGAAGACUCCAAAUUACUCUUCAGACAUCACAUUUAGUUCCUGCACUUUAUUGCAGUUUCAAGAGACCGGCUUCAAUUUUCAAAUAAAAUUAAGCAAUGCUUUGUUGAAACAUCACAUGAUACUCAUUGAUAUCUAAUUUCACUUGACAAAAUUGAUGGCUUUUCUGAUAACUCACUUGAAUAGGGUUUAUAGUCUUUGAGUGAAAAGAAUUAUUGGUAUAAACCUUAUUAGUCUUCACUAAGGGUCAAAACUGCUGUUGUAGUUAUGACUGUCACCAUGGGGCGUCACUACUCUCCAUCACAGAUGCCGUUAAUGCUUCUAGUCAAAAUUUCUCGCAUAAGUUUACAGGUGUCGGCGUCAGAUACUGCUUACCCCCCAAACUCGUUAAUGGUGACAUUCUUAGCAUCAAAAUAUAUAUAUAAAUAAUUUGUAACAAAUUUUCUAACCUAAUAUGACAAUGGGGAAGUACUUAAAUUGAAGCCCCUCUGAUUAUUUAACAAGGAAGUUGAAUGAGGGAAUAAAUUUAUUAUUGUUAAUUUAUCUACUGUGCAUUAUGUCUUGUCAAGAGCUCUUUCAAAUAAAUUCAAUACUAUUCAUUUUUUGGUUAAAUAUUUUGUGAAUGUCAUAUAAGGUUUGAGAAUUGGUCUUCAAGUCCAAAGGAGUUGAGAGGUGAGCAUCAUCAUGACUGGACUCCUAAGUUGUGAAUCUGACCUUGCUGUAUGUACCCAUAGCACAGACCUUACAUUAAAUGUACAGCUUCA